Mucor velutinosus is the source of this 2526-nucleotide messenger RNA. RefSeq lists its product as uncharacterized. Lineage: Eukaryota; Fungi; Mucoromycota; Mucoromycetes; Mucorales; Mucoraceae. Bases 1 to 2526 code for a protein of 841 amino acids. Gene Ontology annotation, cellular component: nucleus; mating projection tip; cytoplasm. Gene Ontology annotation, biological process: intracellular signal transduction; establishment of cell polarity; septin ring organization. The record is from RefSeq and is a predicted model, not a curated record. The transcript is spliced from 4 exons. Gene Ontology annotation, molecular function: guanyl-nucleotide exchange factor activity; protein binding.
AUGAUAGAAUCACCUAUUGCCAAUGACUCUAUAACCAAUAAACAAGCAACCAAAAAGGAAUCUAUUUACCACACAUGUCGUUCAGUACUCAAUGCGCUUGAAUAUGUCGAUGGAUUUGAUAAAUUUAUGGUGGAUAUAAACAACCAAGAUAUCGCAGCGACUGAUCCAUUAACCAAGCUAUGGCACAUUUGCAAAGACGGAUCCAGCCUAUGUUAUCUAUACAAUACCUUGAAACCAGAUACUCCUAUUACCGUUAGUAAAAAUAACUCCUCGGCAGCCAACAAGUCGAAGGCGUGUGUAUACCAUUUCAUUAUUGCAUGUCGAGAUCAACUGCACUUUCCAGAAGACACAUUAUUUACGGUUACCGAACUAUUCCAGAACGAUACCAAUGGGUUUGUCAAGGUAGUGAACACAGUCAAGCGUAUUUUGGAUCUCUUGGAGGAACAGGGCAUAAUUCAUGUCGACACACUGACCGAGAGCACCUGCCUGACAUUUGAGUCGCCCAAAGACAUGAGAGACAACGUUGUGUUUGAACUACUGUCGACUGAAAGAAAAUACGUGCAAGAUUUGGAAUCAUUACAGAACUACAUGCGAGAGGUGUCAGCACAGGAAAUACUAUCGCAGGACACAAUGCACUUUUUGUUUGGCAAUCUGAAUGCUUUGGUGGACUUCCAGCGACGGUUUUUGAUCCAGAUCGAGGACCAAGCAGCACAUCCAUCCAAAGAACAGAGAUUCGGUCUUUUGUUCAAGCAAUUCGAGGAAGCAUUUUCGGUCUAUGAACCCUUCUGUGCCAAUUUCCAAAUUGCACAAGAUUUGGUGAUACAAGAAUCACACAAACUCCAGAAGCUAGCCAACAUCAUGUCGCCUACUUAUGAGCUACCAUCGAUGCUGAUCAAGCCCAUUCAGCGUGUGUGCAAAUACCCACUUUUACUGCAACAACUGGUCAAAGCGACACCAGAGGAUUGGCCGCAUUGCAAAGAGAACAAGUCGGGAUUAGAGGCAAUUCAGCGAGUGACAAAGAAGGUCAAUGAGACUAAGCGAUUACAAGAGAACCAGCUUGUUGUGCAAGAUCUAAAAAAACGCAUUGUGGAUGACACAACAAGCAGCCCAACCAUCAUUGUGGAGAGCGCUGGCUCAUUAUUACUCCAUGACAAAUUCACGUUACAGCGCCAUGACAAUGACCACAGCAGGGAAAUGCUAGUGUUUUUGUUUCAAAAGGUCAUUCUCAUCUGCAAGGAAAUUAAGGAUGUGAACAAGAAUGCAAUCACAAUUAAGAAAAAGAGAAAGGAAGGAUCUCUGGUGCUUAGAGGCAAGGUAUUUUUAUCUCGUAUUGAGCAUGUUAAAGGAUCAUCUAGCCAAAAUGGUCAUUACACUCUACAUUUGUCUUGGAUGGAGGGUGAGGCUCAGAACAUAUUGCUCAAGUGUCGAAACGACGAGCAGUUGAGGCAGUGGCUGGGUGUCAUUAUUGAGUUGAAAGAAUCCACCACCAAGGUAGACCUGAUUUCUGCACCACAGACACCGCGCAUGGAGACAAACAACCCUCUGCUCCAUUACGAUGAGGACGAGGAGGACUACUAUGAAGGUGAAUUAUCACUAAACAACAGCGAAGAUGAAGAAAACGCUUCAGCAAAUAGUCCCUUAUUUAUGAGGAAUCGAUCCUACAGCUACCAACAUCACAGGUAUCCAAAUGAAGUGUCCAGCAGAAAGGCAUCUCUCUCCAACAACAGCACGGUUCGUCAUUUUAUGAAUGGUGUGCCUGGAAUGACAUUACCUCCUUUACCAAGAUCACCUACACAUGUACCUGCUCCAAGCAAUGCAAGUGUAUCUACAGUCCAUUCGACUGAAUCGGCGCUCUAUUCCCCAUCUAAUUUAUCCUUCCCAUCAUCACCGCCUACAAGUUAUCCUCCUUCUCCUACAUCCAAUAAUAACACGGAUAAUAGCAACAACACAGCAAAUGGCACAAAUGGCAUUUUGCCAUCAGGAGCACUCUGGCAAAGAAGACAACAGCAACAACAACAGCAACAACUAGACAGCGAUGACGCUACAGUCAUCUCUAACAACAGUAGCAGCAGCCAGUCUCAUCAUGUCCGAGCAAGAUCGCAAAGCAGCCCCAAUAUCCAGAGACCCAUCCACUACCACAACACAGCACCCGAAUUACCUACGUUGAACAGUAUUAUUCAGGAAAGCAAGAGAAAAAGCAACGGCUAUAGAUACGAACUACCAACCGCACCCACAACGCCAUCUCCCUUAUUAUCCAACCAGCAGGACAUUACAAAGGUAAAGGUGCACUACUUUGGUGCAAUUUACGUCGUAGUGGUUCCAACAGACAUUGAAUUCGAGGAACUCCAACGUCGUAUUGAAAGUAAAAUUAAGCUGUGCGGUCAGGAAUUUGAAACCUCCGUGUUAGGUUUAAAAUACGAAGACGAGGAUGGUGAUCUUAUUACUAUCAGUUCAUCCGAAGAUGUGCAAAUGGGAUUUGAAAACAAAGGACCAAACAAUGCAGUGAAUCUCUAUGUCACAUCUUGA